AGCCGGUUGGAGCUCCGGUUUAACGCGGGUGGAUUUAGCGGCGGGAUGUGAGGAUAUGAGCGCGAGCGCCGGACCCAGAGGACGAGGAGACAUGUAGAAGCGGCUCCGCUCCGGGGGCGCCCUGCUGGGCUGAAGACUCAUUUAUUCAGGGAUCAUGUUCUAAACGGGACCCUGCGCAGCAAUGAAAGGCUUAGGGGCCACCCACAGCCGUCAUUUAUCUGACUCCUGCAUGCCCGUGGCGGGUCCCCAGGAGCCGAUAUGCCCCCUGACCCCGGAUCCUCACGCCACCUACCUGCUCAGCCCGUCCAUCAGCCACUACGGCACCCUGGACCCCCACAUGCAUCACUUCCCACCCACCAGCGCCAUCGCCUUGCAGUCCGACUGCCUUCUACCGCUCAACAACCAGCUGACCACCAGCAGCACCUUUCCUCGCUUCCAGUUCCCACCCCAGGCCGAGCAGGUCGACUACACACAGGGAUGCAUGUCUCAGACGGGCUCUCGGACAGGCACUCUCACCACCUCCGCGUCCCUGGGAACGGGCCUGGGUCUUGGACUUUCGGUAGCCCCUAUGAUCAGCAGCGGAACGGCAACGAUCUCUUCAGCCGCGGCGGCCAAGAUGAACCGCCUCCCGUCCGGCCUGCUGGACCAGCUGGAGCGGCAUGUUCCCCUGCAGCGCGAUGGCUUCAGCACGCUUCAGUUUCACAGGCGCAGUCGGGGCAGCAAACAGCGCAGCGAGAGCCCCGGUCGCAUACGCAACCUGGUGCAAUCCGUCCAGAAACUCUUCUCCAAGGCUCAGUCCAUGGAGCCCUCAGCGGGCAAAGGGAAUAAUCAGGGAGCCGAUGUUACCAAGGUCACCCGUCGCUCCAAGAGCAAAGAUCGUGCAAAGACGGAGGGUGCUAAGCAGCAGGGAAGGCCCAGCAUCCCCGGGUUCUGGAGCUCGGACGAUGCUCUGGAGGACGAAGCACCGAGUACGGAGACAUCCGGUCCCAUUGCCAUUGCUUACCGUAACCCGCUAACCAUGAUGAGUCUGGGCAGGGCAGUGUCAGACAGCCAGGCGCCACCUAGGACCCAAGUACAGGGCUAUAAUACCAUCGGUGCCCACCGUUCUCUUAAGACCUCCAAGAGCAGUGGAGAGCUAAAAAUACCAGCUGCAACCCCUGUGGGUGUACAGGCAGGGGAUACCAUACUGGCGAAAAGAGCCUCGUGGUCAACGCUAACCCUCAGCCAGGCGAGGCAAGUGCUACAGAACAAAACGGCCACAGUGAAUCAAACGCUCCUCAAUUCCAAGUCCUACAACCAGGAUUUAACCUCCAGCUUCCUACAGAUUCCUGUCGGGGACUGGGGUGGGACGUUGGGAAAAGGGGACGUCGGAGGUGGAGGGAAGAUCCCCUGCAGGAGGAUGCGCAGUGGCAGCUACGUCAAGGCCAUGGGUGACCCGGAGGACAGCGACCAGUCGGACGGUCCGCCUUCGCCGAAACCCUCGCCAAAAACAGCCGCUCGGCGCCAGAGCUACCUGAAGGCCACACAGCAAUCGCUCAGCGAACAACAGCCACCGCUACCACCUCGCAACUGCUUGCCAUCUCUACGUGAAAUUACCACCAAUCGCAGCCUGGAUAACCUGGACUGUCUGGGAGGUCAGACUGAAUCUCAGCUCUGGGGGACAGAGAGGAACUUCAGUCAUGGCUCGUCCACACUGGGCCGAAGCUCUGGCAUCAGCCAGGUGGAAUCGAGCUGCCUGUGCUCGUCGUCACACGGAAGCGUGGAGUCGCAGGCAGUGGACGCUCUGGAUCUGUCUACUCCGACUUGCUUCCGGUCACGCAGCCACAGCUACCUGCGCGCCAUCCAAGCCGGCUGCUCUCAGGACGAUGACACUGACUCAGACGAGCCUCUGCUUACAUCCGCCAGCAGCACCAACACCUGUAAUCCCCUCCCGCCUCCUGUCCCGCCCCGCUCAACCUCCAAGCCCUUUAUCUCGGUGACGGUGCAGAGCAGCACCGAGUCGGCGCAGGACACGUACCUGGAGAGCCAGGAGCAGCGCAGCGAGGUCAACAGCCAAUCGGGACGCAGCAACUCCUCCGACAGCGCCACCAGCUCCAGGACGGGCAGCCUGGCCAAAGCCCCCAUCUCGCUGGUGCCUCAGAACCCCGUUCCACUGCCCAGUGCCAGGGUGAGCAGCCCUCCUCCACCCCCUGCUGCCCGCGAGACGCAAACUGUGAGCAUCGGGCUCGGUCAGGACGAGCCUUACAGCGCCUCCAAGAGGAAACUCUCCUCUAUCGGAGUUCAGGUUGACUGUGUUCAGCCUCUGCAGAGGGUGGAACAAACUCCAACCACCAAGUUCCAGUCCAUCGGAGUCCAGGUGGAGGACGGCAGGCCGCUAAGCCGCUUCAGCAGCAUGGCGUCCAGACAGGAAACGACCGACACAGAGUCUCAUGAUCGCACGGAGAGUAAACCAGCAGAGACCAGCGCUCGCGUCUGCAGCACUCAGACCUCCGAUACUCCAGGCAGAACGGAGCGAGUACUGAAAGGCUCCUCGGCCACGUCCGAGAGCGUGGACGCAGCUCUGGACCCGUCCUAUCUACCACCUCCUCCCCCGUCCCUCCAGAGCAGCAGCGGGAGCAUGAACGGAGCCUCGGAGCAGCCCGGGGCCCCGGCGUCGUGCCUCAGGGACGGGCACGGAUUCCUCAGGCUGCUGCAGGCGGAGACGGGGCGCAUGGACGCCUGGUGCCAGCAGAUGGAGCAGGAGAGCAAAAAUAGACAUCUGUCAGAAGAAGUGCUGGGGAAGAUCCGCAGUGCAGUAGGCAGCGCUCAGUUGCUCAAAUCUCAGAAGUUCCAGCAGUUUCGAGGCCUGUGUGAGCAGAACCUGGACGCGAAUGUUCAGCCGCAGCCCACCGCUCAGGAUUUGGCGGGAUUUUGGGAUCUGCUGCAGCUUUCCAUCGAGGAUAUCAGCACCAAGUUCGACGAGCUACACCUGCUCAAAGCCAACAACUGGAAACAGCCAGUGAGCAACAACAAAAAGGAGGAGAGGAAAUCAGUUUCAGUGAUGACGCCGAAGAAAGCUCUAAAGCCCAAGCCGGCCGGGCCGAAGGAGAAGAGCAGCGGAGACUCGGCCGCUGAUAAACAGAGACAGGAGGCUCGCAAACGACUGAUGGCUGCCAAGCGAGCCGCCACCGAGCGUCAGAACUCAGCUACAGAGAGCGCCGACAGCAUCGAGAUUUACGUUCCUGAAGCCCAGACUCGGCUCUGAGAGAGGCCACACACACACACACACACACACACUUUUGCAUCUGCGUUUUCCUCUUCGUGAAGGACACGACUCGAGUGUGUGAGAAUCAGGGGAAUUCAACUCAGACAUGCAGAACAACUUCAGCGUGACGUUUCUUACUCUUAAUCUCGUGAUGAUCAAUAAUAAUCAGAGCUGUAAUUACCCCCAAAUAUAUCCAACAUCCAUCUGUAGAUCCUGGUCAUAUCAGGGACGACAUGUUGCGCUUGUGUAUGGGUGUGAUUAAGAAUCCUUCCCCCCGUCAGUCACUCCACUAAAACCCGACGUACGAAGCACGCACUCAGGAUUCUGCACGUCUGCACUUGUCUUUCAGCAACGUCUUCCUUUUAUUAUUAUUAUUUUUCUUAUUCUUCUUAUUAUUAUUCUAAUUAUUAUAAUGAUAUUAUUUUGGAAGAGUUGAGACUCACAUGAAUGUUACUUGAAGGAUUUUUUGGUGUACGACCCCUCAGAGAACCAUAACAAACCAUAACAAACCAACUACACAUGGUACGUCGUCACACUUACGCCAGGUUACUGACCUGUAAUUCUCAAUCAAGACCAAAUCUCAAUCUGAGAAUCUUACAUACAAAUCAUUUCUCUAAAAUCAUUUAUUUUUAUACCAUUCGUUUAUUUACAUCCAGUGCUUGAGCGCUGCUUGUGGAAUUAAAGGAUUGUAUCUGUGCCUGAAUGAAAUACAAAAGGAAAAUAAUAGAAUGAAUAAUCUUGUUAGGAAGUGAAGGAUAAUAUAGUAUGUAUGUGUAUUAUUAACUUACACAUCAUUAAAAAAACACGUUAUAAAAUGCUAAUUAAUUUUUAUUUAUUGUAGUUUAGUAGUAAGGGCAGUGGUAGCUCAGUGGUUAAGGUGAUAGACUAGUAAUCCAAAGGUUGCCAGUUUAAGCUUCACCACUGCCAAGCUGCAGGCCCUUAACCCUCAAUCGCUUGCAUUGCUUAAUUGCUCAAAUUCUAUACGGUCACAUUUGUAAGUCCCUGGCAGCACAGGGUGCUUAUGCAGACAGUAAGGGACAAAGGGGGGUUCAAUUAUGACCUCUGCUGGCUGAUUGAUGGUGCCUGCACAGAGACGGGGAAUAAUGGAGAUCAGUGCGCGACUCUCCGUGCACGAUACGGAUCUCUGUAUGUUCACGUAUCAGUCGGCUACUGCACACAUCAGUGUUAUAGUCCUGACCCUUCCCAGGAGGUCAGCAGCAGUAAAGAAAGCGAAAUGCGAUCAGGGAAUUGGAUACGACUAGAUUGGGAGGAAAAUUCACCUCACAGCAAGAAGGUCCUGGGUUCGAUCCCCAGGUGGGGCGGUCCGGGUCCCCUUCUGUGUGGAGUUUGCAUGUUCUCCCCGUGUCCGAGUGGGUUUCCUCCGGUUGCUCCGGUUUCCUCCCACAGUCCAAUGACAUGCAAGUGAGGUACACGUAUAAGAACUUGAACUGAUGAAUCUUGUGUAAUGAGUAACUACCGUUCCUGUCAUGAAUGUAACCAAAGUGUAAAACAUGACGGUAAAAUCCUAAUAAACAAACAGACGCAGUAAACUGUUAGAGGAGAGAUAAAAGAAACUUAACAUAUAUAUCUAUUAAAUAUAGAGUAUAUAUCUAUUAUCUAUUAAAUUAUAAAUUCUAUUAUUAUUACA
Molecule: messenger RNA, 4892 nt
Organism: Trichomycterus rosablanca
Lineage: Eukaryota; Metazoa; Chordata; Actinopteri; Siluriformes; Trichomycteridae
Gene: dlgap4a
Product: discs, large (Drosophila) homolog-associated protein 4a
Exons: 12
Coding region: 182-3244 (1020 amino acids)
Biological process (GO): signaling
Cellular component (GO): postsynaptic specialization; glutamatergic synapse
Molecular function (GO): molecular adaptor activity
Source: RefSeq, a predicted model, not a curated record